AUGAAAUGGUAUCAAUUAAAUAUUGAAGGAUCACAACCACCAGUUAGAAUAUCACAUUCAAGUACAAUAUUAAUCUCAAAACAAGAUGGUGCAAGUUGUAGUAAUUAUAGUGUAAAUGAUUUGGGUACAAUUGCAUUUUUUGGAGGAGGUAAUCCAAAUAAUUCAAAUGGUUAUACAGAUUUAGCAUUUUUAAGUGUUGGUGGUGGUGUAACUGAUGAAAUUGCAAGACCUCAAAAUACUCAAUCAAUGGGUAAAUUAAAUAAACUUUUAGGUUCAAAUGUGAAUAACAGUGCUGCAAAUGGAAGUACUGUUAAUAAUAAUAAUAAUAAUAAUAAUAAUAAUAAUAAUGGAAAUAAUAUUCCAAAAACUUUAGGAUUUUCUAAAACAACAACAACAACAACCAAUACUACCACAACUACAACAACAUCACCAACAUCAUCAAUUAAUAAUAAUAGUAAUAAUAAUAAUAAUAAUAAUAAUAAUAAUAAUAAUAAUAAUAAUAAUUGUAAUAAUAGCGCACAAAUUAGAAAAACAUAUUCUAAAUUACCACAAUAUACAGGACCAACAAUUUAUCAUUGGGAAAAUUCAACAUGUGAUGGUGAUACUCCUUCAAAUCGUAUUAAUCAUUCAUUAACAGCAUUAAAUGGAAACUAUAAAGGAAAACUAUUAUUAAUUGGUGGUAUCAUUGUUGGUGAUUCUUCAAAUGGCAAUAAUAAUAGUAAUAAUAAUAAUAAUAACAGAGGAGGUAACAGUAAUAGCAAUAGUAAUAUUUGUAUCAAUUUAAGUAAUGAUAUUUAUUUAUUGGAUUAUGAAUCCUUAUUUUGGGUUAAAUGCCAAGCAUCAGGAACUCAACCAAAACCAAGACAUUCUCAUUUUGUUCAUCAAAUUUCAAAUGAUACAAUAUUAUUAUUUGGUGGAAUUGGUGAUAAUGGGCAAAUUUAUUCUGAUGUUCAUUUAUUAAAUUUAUCAAAUCAAAAUACAUUAAAAUGGACACAACCAAAUGUAUUUGGAACAAUUUUUAAUUUAAAAGAUAAAGAUUAUAAAGUUUGUUUUAGUAAUGGAAUUUUAUGGAUAAUUAUAUCGGAAUGUAUGGAAAUGUAUAAAAUGGAUAUUAAUACAUUCCGUUGGAGUCCAGUUAUUUACAAUGGUAAUUUCCCACAUGGCGGUUUUUUGAGUGAAUAUACUUUGAUUGGUGGCUGUUUUGGAAAUAUCAUUUUAUUAUUAGUAGAGAAUGAAAUAUUCUUUUUUGAUACUGUCACUUUGGAAUGGGGUGAAUUAGAAGUUGAUGGUGGUGAAAGACCAAUGAAAAGAAAAUAUCACUCUAUCUCUGUAAUUGAUACAAUGUUAAUUGUAGUUGGUGGCCAAACUGAAUUACCAUUAUCAACAAUUUCAACUAGAGAUAUUGAAAUGAUUGAUCUUAGACCAUUAUUCAUUAAAAAGAAAAUUAUAAAAUAA
Molecule: messenger RNA, 1455 nt
Organism: Dictyostelium discoideum AX4
Lineage: Eukaryota; Evosea; Eumycetozoa; Dictyosteliales; Dictyosteliaceae
Exons: 3
Coding region: 1-1455 (484 amino acids)
Source: RefSeq, a predicted model, not a curated record